GUAGAGAUGUUUCGAGCCAGCAGGAACAACGCUGGGAUGUAACUGUCAUGGAGCAUUCUAUGCAACGAUUUACCCACGGUUUUUCGUAAAUUAGCACGGCUUCUGAUUGUCUGUAUCCAGUAAAAAAAGAAAAUCGGAACUUUUCAACGCAACGACAAAAGUGCCUGUGCAAACCAAUUCCUUACUUGUAUCGGAACCGUUCUAGAGCCCCAGGCAUCAUAUAUCGGACUUUCAGAGACUCCCUUCGCCAGCACGCCUUCCAUACGCUAACAAUCUUGGCCAGUUGCACCACCAGUUUGAGAAGUACCGAGCACUAAUUCGUCACUUCCAACCUACCAUCGGCAAAGUACAUCUAUUCCCAUAUCACCCACCACCCAUACCCGAAGCAUUCACUCGGCCUUAAAUCCAGCCUUGAACUUCUACCAAUUGUACAGCCAUGGAACCACACCAACUUCAAUUCACAAAAGAAGCAGUCGAAAUAGACUACGAGGCACUUCCCGAGGAUGCCUCUCUUGUUGCACACCUCAGUGCUGGUGCUUUUGCGGGUAUCAUGGAACACACCGUGAUGUUUCCUAUCGACUCGUUGAAGACCAGAAUGCAGAUGGCUGAAAGCACGCAGGAAUUGUCAAAGAGUGUCGUAUCGUCUAUUUCCCGAAUCAGCUCCAGCGAAGGUGCUUACGCCCUUUGGAGAGGUGUUUCUUCCGUUGUUUUGGGGGCUGGUCCAGCGCAUGCUGUCUACUUCUCGGUUUUCGAAGCCACCAAGACCAUGUUGGUCAACAAGCUCACCUCUUCCCAAUCAACGAAGAUCGUCACCGACGAGAACCACCCGUUGAUUGCUAGUUGUGCCGGUAUUGCUGCUACCACUGCUUCAGAUGCUCUUAUGACCCCUUUCGAUGUCUUGAAACAGAGAAUGCAGGCUAGUCCGACCGAAGGGCCAACCAGAGCACUCAACCAAGCUCCAAAGGGUGUUCUCCAGGUUGCAUCGGCCAUCUACAAGGCAGAGGGAAUUUCAGCCUUUUACAUCUCCUACCCAACCACAUUAUUCACUAACAUUCCAUUUGCUGCGUUGAAUUUCGGUUUCUAUGAAUACUUCUCAUCGUUGUUGAACCCAUCAAAUACAUACAAUCCAUACUUGCAUUGUGUUAGUGGAGGUAUAGCUGGUGGAAUAGCGGCUGCUUUGACCACUCCAUUGGAUUGCAUUAAGACCGCAUUACAAACCAGAGGUAUAACCAAGAACGAAAACUUGAGAAACGUCAACGGUUUCGUUAGUGCUGCCAAGGCGUUGUACAGACAAAGUGGUUCAAGUGCCUUCUCCAGGGGUUUGAAGCCUAGAAUUAUUUUCAACGUACCUAGUACUGCCAUUUCCUGGACUGCCUACGAAAUGGCAAAGGAAAUCUUGUUGAGAUAGACAAAAUUUUAAGUCCGUCCCGAAAUGAUAUUUAGGGAGUUCUAUAUAUCUGAAGCGGCAAUGCCAUGGCGUUGGUCUUCCUAGGUGCAUCACGGCUUGAGUCAAUUGGUGGAUGUACUUAAUCCCCUUGAUACUCUUUCAGCUAUUGGCAAUUCUUCUUUUAUG
Suhomyces tanzawaensis NRRL Y-17324 is the source of this 1573-nucleotide messenger RNA. RefSeq names its product Fe(2+) transporter (gene MRS4). Bases 437 to 1408 code for a protein of 323 amino acids. The record is from RefSeq and is a predicted model, not a curated record. The transcript has a single exon. Gene Ontology annotation, molecular function: ferrous iron transmembrane transporter activity. Gene Ontology annotation, cellular component: mitochondrial membrane. Lineage: Eukaryota; Fungi; Ascomycota; Pichiomycetes; Serinales; Debaryomycetaceae. Gene Ontology annotation, biological process: iron import into the mitochondrion.